ACAUCCUUCCAGACAUCAAAUUUAUCGGCGCUAUCCUAAUUUAAAGUAUUUUUUUAAUUUUUCAUAAAUUAAAUUGGACUAGAUCGCCUGAGUAUAAUAUAAAGCUUUUGGAUUUGAUGGAUACGAUCGCCACGUUGAAUAGUCUGCGAGAAUGGAGCGAGAAGGUGGACAUGCUGCUUGCUGUAGCAAUGCGAUCGAGCACAAGGCGUAUGCGAGGGUGGGUCUGCUGGGAAACCCUAGUGAUGUUUACUUCGGCAACACCAUCUCUUUCAGCCUCGCCAACUUCUGGGCCUCCGCCAAGUUGCUGCCUUCCGAUGAUCUCGUCAUCAUUCCUCAUCCAACUCAUGAUCUCGUCCACUUCAGAUCUAUCGAUCACUUGGUGAACAGAUUAAACAGCGAGGGCUUUUAUGGAGGUGUACGAUUGCUUAUGGCAAUUUGUAAAGUGUUCUAUAACUAUUGUAAAGACAACAACAUAGAUCUCAAUGGAGGAAAUUUUACUUUGUCAUAUGACACUAAUAUCCCUCGCCAGGCAGGACUUUCAGGCUCUAGUGCAAUUGUAUGUGCUACUUUAAAUUGCUUACUUGAUUUCUACAAAGUCAGGCAUCUAAUUAAGGUGGAGGUGAGGCCUAGCCUUAUCCUCACUGCAGAGAAUGAGCUUGGAAUAAUUGCUGGUCUCCAGGAUCGGGUUGCUCAAGUUUAUGAGGGCCUAGUUUACAUGGACUUUAGUAAGGAAAACAUGAAUAAUCUGGGGCAUGGAAUUUACACACCCAUGGAUACAAGUCUUCUCCCACCUUUGUAUCUCAUCCAUGCUGAGAACCCUAGUGAUUCAGGGAAGGUUCACAGUAAAGUACGGCAGAGAUGGCUUGAAGGUGAUGAGUUCAUCAUAUCUUCAAUGCUGGAAGUUGCAAAUAUAGCAAAAGAAGGAAAAACAGCAUUAGAAAAUAAAGACUAUUCUAAACUUGCAGCCCUCAUGAAUCGAAAUUUUGACAUUCGAAGAUCAAUGUUUGGAGAUGAUGCCCUUGGUGCUUUGAAUAUAAAAAUGGUGGAGGUUGCAAGAAAGGUUGGAGCUGCUUCUAAAUUUACGGGUAGCGGGGGAGCCGUGGUUGCAUUUUGUCCUGAUGGUGUUUCUCAAGCACAGCUUCUUGAGGAAGAAUGUCGAAAGGCUGGAUUCGUAUUACAACCUGUACAGCUUGUCCCCUCUCGUCUUAAUGAACUUGAAGGUUAUGCAGCUCACAACAACAAUUGAUCAAAACCAAUUGUCAGUUAUGUGGCAUUUAUCAGGAUUUGGAUGAAAAUGAAAAAGGCGAUCGAAUCUCAGUUGCUUUAUUGA
Molecule: messenger RNA, 1330 nt
Organism: Prosopis cineraria
Lineage: Eukaryota; Viridiplantae; Streptophyta; Magnoliopsida; Fabales; Fabaceae
Product: glucuronokinase 1
Exons: 6
Coding region: 152-1246 (364 amino acids)
Molecular function (GO): ATP binding
Source: RefSeq, a predicted model, not a curated record